GAGCCAACGAAAACGACGUUCUUGCCAACGCAGCCGACUCGACCACCGGCCAGAGCCAUAACCAGAGCCAUAACCAGAGCGAGAACUGGAACUGGAACCAGAGCCCAUUAGCCACCGAUCCAACCUGCCUGUGAAGCAACAUGGACGCCAUGGAAUUGUAUCGCGCGGAGCGCAUGGAGGAGGACAACUUCUUCUCCGACAACGUCGUCACCAAGUACCGAACCGCUGCCGACCUCGCCAACGAAACAAUGAAAACCGUUGCCGCGGCCUGCGUUGCCGGGCGCAAGAUUGUCGACAUCUGCAGGCUCGGAGACGAUAUGAUCCUGGAUAUGACUUCGAAGGUCUUCAAAAAGUCGGGAGUCGAACGUGGAAUUGCUUUCCCAACGUCACUCAACAUCAACAACGUCGUGAAGAACUUCUCCCCGUUCCCCGAAGAUGAAACAACGCUGAACGCAGGAGAUGUUGUCAAGAUCGAGCUUGGUGUCCACAUUGAUGGCUAUAUCGCUGUCCUUGGACACACGGUCAUCGUCAACCCCCAGCCUCAGACGCCCAUAACCGGCCGCGCAGCGGACGUUGUUUGUGCCGCUCACUAUGCUGCUGAGGCAGCGGCUCGAAUCGUGCAGCCCGGAAUGAAGAGUCACGAUUUGGUCGAAGCGAUCCAACGCGUCGCAGCGGCGUUCAACUGCCGAGUUGUCGAAGGCGUCGAGACACAUUUGAUGAAGCGCUAUGUUCUUCAGGCUCCCGUGAAUACGAUUCCAGGACAGCCGACUCUCGAGUCUCUGCCAGACGACUUUGUUUUUGAGGAGCACCAGGCCUACUCGGUCAACAUUGUUAUGACUUCGGGAAGCGGAAAGGCCAAAUCUUCGGAUGACCCGCGUCAGACUCUGAUCCUCCAGCGAGAUGCCAACCAAACCUACAACCUGAAGCUCAAAGCCGCGCGUGCCGCCCUCAGUGUUGCGUCUGAAACGUUUGGCUUCUUCCCUUUCGCCACGCGCACCUUGCUCGACAUGGAUCCUCGGCACAAACUGGGUCUGCAGGAACCACUCCAGCACCAGAUUCUGAUCCCUCACAGCACACUCUAUGAAGACAGAGUUCAUGAGUCGGAGCAAGUAGUCAGCGCACAGUUCCGAUUCACCAUCUUGCUGCUGCCAUCCGGCCCGCUCCGAAUCACUAUUGGUCAGGAGACCCUGCCGCUUCCAUAUGUUCACUCGAACUACGAACUGGAGCCUGCUGGUAUAUCGGAGCUGCUGAAGCGACAGGGCGCAAGAAUGGUGAAGAGUAAAUUGCCCGCAAUGAAGCAGGACAACUCAAUGGAGAUGUAACAACUGCCGCAUGUGCCUCUGGAGCCAAUAAACACGUCACAGCAAUCACCCUGAUGACCAUGAUUGUGCUGAAUUGGGUUACUGAACAAUUAUGCUGCAC
This is a messenger RNA of Polychytrium aggregatum, 1422 nucleotides long. RefSeq names its product proliferation associated protein. Lineage: Eukaryota; Fungi; Chytridiomycota; Chytridiomycetes; Polychytriales. The record is from RefSeq and is a predicted model, not a curated record. The transcript has 9 exons. Bases 141 to 1322 code for a protein of 393 amino acids.